Molecule: messenger RNA, 417 nt
Organism: Zychaea mexicana
Lineage: Eukaryota; Fungi; Mucoromycota; Mucoromycetes; Mucorales; Lichtheimiaceae
Exons: 1
Coding region: 38-262 (74 amino acids)
Source: RefSeq, a predicted model, not a curated record
ACACGUCCCCGAUCUUCGGUAGCAAGAGAAUUGCGAGAUGGAGCAAGUCAACGUAUACGACAGCCAAAAAAAACCAGAGUACGUAUUGCAGGUAACAGAGCAACAUGGGCGCCGGCAUUGCUGGAUUCUAUUAUACAAGAGCAGAAAAACGUCACCACAGAUGGCAGCCAGCACGAUUGACGAUAGUGACAGGAGAAGAAAACGUUCUGUUGACGGCAAGGACAGAGCAGCCAUAGCAAGUAAAGAUGACAAAGACGCGUAAUGUUCGAGUGGCGUAAAGUGAGAUGCAGCAAGCGUGAGUGAUGGUGAUGAAGGACGUUGAAAGAUGAAGCAAUGUUGAGUAAUAGUGAGCAGCAAAAGGACUUUGGUAAAAAAAAAAAAGGCAAAGUAAAAAGUAAAGCAGGAAGAAGAGGGAAA